Drosophila biarmipes is the source of this 867-nucleotide messenger RNA. RefSeq lists its product as uncharacterized. The transcript is spliced from 2 exons. NCBI's taxonomy places the organism in Eukaryota, Metazoa, Arthropoda, Insecta, Diptera, Drosophilidae. The record is from RefSeq and is a predicted model, not a curated record. The coding region runs from base 32 to 736 and encodes 234 amino acids.
AGCCACCAAACAAAGCACAUCGAUCCUCAAAAUGCAGUUGGGCAAAGCUAUCGUUCUGCUGCUGCUCACCGUCCAGCAAAGCUGCCUGGCCCUGUACAUCAAGAGCGUGGAGAAGAGUCCUGCCAAGACCGGCGCCCAAGACGACUGGGGAGUCUUCAAGAACACUCUAGGACUAAGCCAAGAGAAGGUUGAGCUCCUAAAGUCGCAAAAGGAUCAGCAGGGCACCAAGGAGCUGCUCAAUCGGUUUAUCCUGGAGAACCCCAAGGCCCUGCCCAAGGCCAAGAAGCAGCCCGACCAAUUUCUGGCCGUCUACCGAUCCAUUCUCAAGAGACUCACCGCCUCCAAGCGCAUGCUGAAAACCUCCCUGAACUUCGAGCUGGCCGACAAGCCGCGAAAGGAACUGAAGAGGCCACGCAGGAAGAUCGCCGUCAAGAUGGUCUCCGACAUGCCAUCCUGGAAAAUCGAGAGUCUGCUGAACUCGUUCUAUCUGAAGCACGGCAUCCCCAGGAACGCCGAGGAGCACGAGUACCCCGAUCUGGACAUGGCCAGGGACACCGACUACGACUCCGAUAACUUCUACGACGACGAAGGCGACGUUGGACUCACGGCCAAAACCAGGCAAAACACCGAGUAUGGAUCCUUCCAGGAUCUGAUUAUGCAGGCCAAGAUGAACGAGUGGGAGCGCGAGAGCGAGGAAACCAAGUUGCACAGCCCAGACAACGAUGACUACAUUUAGGGCCUCAAAAUGUAUCACACUAUUGGGAUGGAGGGCUGUGCAAUAGAGGUUCAUAUGCUGGCAUUGGACUUAUCUUUACCUUAAAGUAGUUAUUUAUGCCAGAAGCGCUUUAAUGUUAGGAAUAUCAAACC